Beta vulgaris subsp. vulgaris (sugar beet) is the source of this 672-nucleotide messenger RNA. Its product is annotated as trypsin inhibitor 2-like. The coding region runs from base 64 to 669 and encodes 201 amino acids. The record is from RefSeq and is a predicted model, not a curated record. Lineage: Eukaryota; Viridiplantae; Streptophyta; Magnoliopsida; Caryophyllales; Amaranthaceae. Gene Ontology annotation, molecular function: endopeptidase inhibitor activity. The transcript has a single exon.
UUCUACAAAUACCAUCCUUCCCCUCUUAACUCUCCACCCAUAUUCUACAUCAAAAACCAUCAAAUGACUCCAUUUCUUUUUCCAGCAACUAUCACUCUUCUUCUAUUUUUCCACCCUCUUCCAACCAUUAGCACCUUUGUACUAGACACAGACGGCGAACCACUGCGAAACGGCGGUUCCUACAACGUCGUCCCAAAAGGGUUUCAUGGUGGUCUCACUCUAACUCAAAAAUCCGAUAAUAAUUCACCAUGCCCUCUCUAUAUAACUCGAAAAACUGCAUGUCCUGGAAUACCUGUAAAAAUUUCAUCCCCUUUAAAAGUUCUAUACAUCCCACUUUCUGUUGAUGUUAACAUAGUCUUCACAAACAAUGCUACCACCUGCAUGGAACCACUGGGGUGGCGAGUCACCCCAGACGUGACUACUGGUCAAUUUUAUGUAGCCACCGGUGGUACGUCGACGGUUGUUACUGAUUUCUUUACGAUUGAGGAGGCGGAUGAGAAUGGAAGAUCAGAGAAGUAUGCGUAUAAAUUAAGGUAUUGUCCGUCAUUUGAGGGUGGAGAUGAAAAAAAAUGUGGUGAUGUUAAUUUCUUUCGGGAGGGUUUCGUGGGUAUUACAAAUGAGGAGCCACUUUUCGUCCAGUUCAAGAAAGCUAACGCAAAUCUUGAUUAGACU